Emericellopsis cladophorae is the source of this 3309-nucleotide messenger RNA. RefSeq names its product putative inositol polyphosphate kinase-like protein. Gene Ontology annotation, molecular function: inositol hexakisphosphate kinase activity. Gene Ontology annotation, cellular component: nucleus; cytoplasm. The record is from RefSeq and is a predicted model, not a curated record. NCBI's taxonomy places the organism in Eukaryota, Fungi, Ascomycota, Sordariomycetes, Hypocreales, Bionectriaceae. The transcript has 2 exons. The coding region runs from base 1 to 3309 and encodes 1102 amino acids. Gene Ontology annotation, biological process: phosphatidylinositol phosphate biosynthetic process; inositol phosphate biosynthetic process.
AUGGGUCUCCCGGCAAUGUUGUCGGGCUCAGAGUUCACUGACAUGCUGUCGGAGACGCGCAGAGCCGUUGACCAGGGCCGUCGCAGAUCCUCGACAUCUCUCGACGUCGAUCGCAAAGGUUCUGUCCUGGAUCGGACGUCCAUGUUCCCACAGCCAACAAGCGCGGACACAUCUAAGACACCGACUAGGACCAGCUACUUGACAAGCGAUCAUGUGGCACCUCGGCCGCCGGUUUCCGAACACCGACAUACGGUUGGCCCGGAGAAGACAGAAAAGAUAUGGUCCAUCGGGACCGGUGAGGACUCGGAAGAGGGCGGAUUGGUCGAGAAAUCGGUCGCUGAGGCGAUGGCGGGCGUGGAGCACAACGCGCGCAGCAGAAAGGCUAGCUACAGCCUUCGAUUUUUCAAGGAAGGUCUGCCGCCAGGUGAUAAGGUUCGCCGCCGCGAUACCAAGAGCAGCACCAGGGAGAAGCUAGCUUCCACCUCAGAGGAGAGCCCACAGAAACAGCAACCAUCUCGAUCGCCUUGCGAACAUCACCGUCCACCACAAACGCCACUCAAUCUCGAGGAGCCGCCCCUAUCCAGCUCGGUCUCGAUGCCCCAAACGGCAGCGUCAUCCAGCUUGACAGACUAUUUCAGUCUUGGUUCUCAACAGCCAACUGUGGGCGAAGACAACGAGACUGCAGCGUCUACAGACCGGCCACAAGCAAAGCGACACCCGACUGAAGAGGGAACAUUGGAAAAGGCUCCUUCAUCGUUGGCCGGGGAGAGGAUUCCGGAACAUACUGCUGAUUCGGAAACCUGUCAUCAGGAAGAAUCGGAUCGGGAUCCAGAUGCAGAUGAAUCUGGUGAAGAGAAGAUUUCCUCUGCUGUUUUCGUACCGCACCAUGACAAGCCUCGUCCUAGCGAUGUUGACAGCUCCAAAGGGGUCUAUUCAAAGCCAAGAUCGUUGUCUCAAGACGAGACAAAUCCCUGGUUGGUGAAAGCCGAUGAACCGGAGCCAGAGCUUGUUGAUAAGGAUGAGGUGUCGAGCCAUAUCUCAAAAUAUCGCUCCCGUGAGAGUCUUGUGGCUAACCGCGACGAUAUCUCAUCGGUUCUGUCCGAGGAUGUAGCUGUUGAAGGCGAUCACGAAAUGUCCAAUCAGCUGGCGCAAGCUUUCGCUCGGACCGGACUCGUUCAGCAGGAUGAUACCAACAAUCGUCCUUCCCAUUCCCCGCAGCCACUCGAAGCCAUCGAACUGAUUCCUUACAAACACCAAGUUGGAGGGCACACUACACUGUGGCGCUUUUCGCGUAGAGCUGUAUGCAAGCAAUUAAACAAUCGCGAGAAUGAGUUCUACGAAAUCAUCGAGCGUUACCAUCGUGACCUCUUACCCUUCCUGCCUCGGUAUAUCGGCGUGUUGAACGUGACGCUUCAGAAGCAACCACGACGCAGGAGCACAUCUAAAAAGGAAGAAGCCUCUGCCGCUGAGCGCAAGAAAGCCAAAGAGACCAUCAACGAGGAUGAGACUUCACAAGCCAAGGCUCCGACUGAAGAAGGCAAACCGCCAGGUAGGACGGCGCGAGUUGUCAGCCACUCGAUGGGCCGUAGCAGCAGCAUGCAGAUACCGACAGUGUCAUUCGACAACAAUCGGCAUAUUCUUCCUCGCAACCUCCUGCAACCUGAAGUGACCGGCGAAGCAUAUCGUCGACGCAGCAUCUCCACAACGAGGGCUGCAAGCGCGGCCCCUGAACUCACGCUGGAUGCCCCCACGACUCGGCCGCACAUGGACGAGCGCCCGAACAGCUGGGGCGCGACGACUGUCAACAAGCGGUUGCGGAACGAAGUAUUCAAUGACGCCUUUCUGAAAGAACCUGUUGAGGUGCACAGGCACAGACCACCGCACCAACGGUCCAUUCCUCGCACAACUUUGCAGCGGCUACUUCGGUCGAGUAAUUCCGAUCCCAAUCUGGCACAAGAAAGAACGACAUCACCUGCUCCCCAAGCCGAGCAGCUAACAGGACACAAUGGUACCCAUCACAACGGUCUGCACACGCCGCAAACACCGCCUAGCCUGCACGGAUACACGCACAGCGAUCUCGGGCCCCGCCAUGAUCUCUUCGCCGAUGGAUACAGCGCGGAUGGUGUCGAGGUGAAAGAUUUGAGCGGGACUAGUGCGCCGGAGUCUGAAGCCUUCAAAUGCAGCCCCUUGGCAGUGAAACGGAAACGCAGAUAUUCGGCGGGAGGGUUGAGACGGAAGCCGCAAGAUGUACAGGAAUCUCGGGGCAACCUGAAGUACUUUGAAGAAGCCGAUGACGCGGGGCACAAGCUCGACGGGGAGGGCAUGACUUGGAAAGAUUUGCAGAAAUCGAAUGAAGCGACAGGCCACGUCAUCGCCACCAUCGAGCAGAUUGCCGAGUCCGGGACAGUGGAAGAAAGCUCGGGACUUGACGACAUGACAGCCUCAGAGGAAGUCAUUGAGAGAGUCCCGAGGCCGGUCAACCCCAAGGAAGCAAAGUGUCAACGUGAUCGAGUGGAAUACUUCCUGUUACUAGAAGACCUCACGGCUGGUAUGAAGCGUCCGUGCAUGAUGGAUCUCAAAAUGGGCACACGGCAAUACGGUGUCGAUGCUUCACCAAAGAAGCAACAAUCCCAACGGGAAAAAUGCCGCACUACGACGUCAGGAGAACUGGGUGUACGGAUAUGUGGUCUUCAAGUGUGGAACGCGCAAACCGAAUCCUACGACUUUCAAGACAAGUACUUUGGGCGUCGCCUCGAGGUUGGCGAUGAGUUCCAGGCUGCGCUUCAGAAGUUCCUAUACAAUGGUGUCGACCUGCACAGUGUGCUGAGACACAUUCCAGUGGUUCUGAAGAAGCUGGCGCGCCUGGAGCAAGUCGUCAAAGGCAUCCGGGGUUACCGGUUCUACGCGGCUAGUUUGCUAAUGUUUUACGACGGGGAUGUCGCCUCGGACGAUGCGACGGAUAACGACACGGCCAACGACUCUAUGACCGAUGCGGCGACGGAUACGGAGGAGACGUCGCGACACAAGAAGAGAAACAAGCGGGAGAUUGAUUUCAAGGUUGCAGACUUUGCCAACAGCCUGACGCCCUUUGAUCAAGCCAAGGAGAUGAAGUGCCCACCGAGGAACCCAAAUGAACCGGAUGUGGGAUUUUUGAAAGGACUCAGGACUUUGAGGAUUUAUUUUCUACGUAUUCAGCGUGACGUACGGGCAGAGCUCGGGCUGGGCCUGCUGCGGAGGACCGAUUCUAGCUUGCCCGAGAGUGCGGUCACACUGGACGACGACUUUGACGACGGACUUGCCAGCGACUAA